GUCCUCUGCCGUGGCCCCGCUUCAGUUUCUCCGUGAUUUGUGCUAGUGACUUGUGUCUUAUGACCCAGACCAAGGAGGGCUUAACAUGUCAGGCCAGGGUGCGGCCAGGGACACCGCGUGGGUGCGGGGCCUCUCAGCCCUCUACCCAGAUUCCAGGUGCACCCUCCUGGCACCUUUACACGCUCAUGCUGACGCACUUCCUCCCAGGUCCCAGGCACCUGCCAGAUAGCAACACCAUGAGCUUCGUGGCGUAUGAGGAGCUGAUCAAAGAGGGUGAUACGGCCAUCCUGUCACUGGGCCAUGGUGCGAUGGUAGCAGUGCGUGUGCAGCGUGGGGCACAGACCCAGACCCGGCAUGGUGUCCUGCGGCACUCAGUAGACCUCAUCGGCCGCCCCUUCGGCUCCAAGGUGACCUGUGGCCGAGGGGGCUGGGUGUACGUGCUGCACCCCACGCCUGAGCUCUGGACACUGAACCUGCCACACCGCACCCAGAUUCUCUACUCCACCGACAUUGCUCUGCUCACCAUGAUGCUGGAGCUUCGGCCUGGUUCUGUGGUCUGUGAAUCCGGCACUGGCAGCGGCUCCGUGUCCCACGCCAUCAUCCGCACCAUCGCGCCCACGGGCCACCUGCACACCGUGGAGUUCCACCAGCAGCGGGCGGAGAAGGCUCGGGAGGAGUUCCAGGAGCAUCGAGUGGGCUGCUGGGUGACAGUGCGCAACCAGGACGUGUGCCGCAGCGGCUUUGGUGUGAGCCACGUGGCAGAUGCUGUUUUCCUGGACAUCCCGUCUCCUUGGGAGGCUGUGGGCCAUGCCUGGGAUGCCCUCAAGGUUGAAGGUGGGCGCUUCUGCUCCUUCUCGCCGUGCAUCGAGCAAGUGCAGCGCACCUGCCAGGCGCUGGCGGCGCACGGCUUCUCGGAACUGAGCACCGUGGAGGUGCUCCCCCGGCUCUACAGCGUGCGCACCGUCAGCCUGCCUGCGCCCGACCUGGGGGCCGGCCCGGGGCCCGGCGCCCGCCCCUUCCGCAGCGGCACGCCCACGAAGGAGGCCGUGGGCCACACGGGCUACCUGACCUUCGCCACCAAGACCCCGGGCUAGUGGGCCUCCCGCAGGGAGCCGCAGGCAGCCGAGAGCCCGCGGAGGGGGCAGGGUGCAGCUCAGCACAGGCCACCUUAUAUGGUCAGCGCACGCCUGCUGGGGCCUGUGUUUAGACAGAACAUGCGGCGGGCGGGGCGGGGCGGGGCGGGGCUUGGGGCCUCUCGGGGCGGCCGGUCCUCUCCGGGUGGGAACGUCUCCCACCCCUCGCCCCCUGUCCUGCUGCUGUCUGUUGCCACAGUCUCUGCUGUCACCGGCUCUUCUGGCUGUUGAGGCCAAGGGGUGUAGGUGGUGGGGCCCUGACCCCUUCCCAGGUAGCCCCAAACCGGCAGGGGGUGAGGGAGCCAGGAGGAGGAGGAGGAGGACCGCUGGGUCUGUGGGCGAGCCCCUCUUCCCCCGGGAGCUGGCGGUGCUGGGCUGGGGGAGGGAGAGGUGGGCUUGCUGGGUGGCCUGAGGCCUGAGCAACCCCCCCCCCCCCCCCCCCCCCCGAGGACCUUACAGGCCAAGUGGGAGUGCCCUGUACCCCCUCCCAUGGGGGGGAUGGGGCCCGGGCAGCCUUGCCCGUCUGCCGCGCUUCUCCCGCCACUGGAAGUGCCUUCCGUGGCCCUGGUCCAGCCAGAGCCCCGGCGCGUCAGUGAGAACAGAGCGCCACUUAGCCAGGAGCCUGAGGGGGACAGUAAAGUGCCUCAGGUGACCCGGCCCAGCCCUCCCAGAGCUGUUGGAACCCCGGCUGUCCAGCCCCGGGGCUGCUUGGGUGCCCCUGCCCCUCACAGGACUGCUGGGGGCACGGGGGUGCUUCCACGACGGAGGGCCGUACUCCGUGUCACCUGCCUGGCCCUGGUCUCCAGCUCUGGGCCGGGUGCCUGGCAUCUCUGCCAGCCUUGGUUGCGUGAAGGGCCUGAGCGUCUGCCCUUGGCCUCACCUGUCCUCAAGAGCUUCCGUUUUCCAUGCUAGGACAAGAGCCCCAGGGAAGUGUGCCACUGGGGGCUGGCUCCCAACCGUGCCUGGCAGAGCAAUAAACACUCUUGCCGCCUC
Molecule: messenger RNA, 2126 nt
Organism: Neomonachus schauinslandi (Hawaiian monk seal)
Lineage: Eukaryota; Metazoa; Chordata; Mammalia; Carnivora; Phocidae
Gene: TRMT61A
Product: tRNA methyltransferase 61A
Exons: 3
Coding region: 60-1094 (344 amino acids)
Biological process (GO): tRNA methylation
Cellular component (GO): nucleus; tRNA (m1A) methyltransferase complex
Source: RefSeq, a predicted model, not a curated record